Molecule: messenger RNA, 160 nt
Organism: Amoebophrya sp. A25
Lineage: Eukaryota; Dinophyceae; Syndiniales; Amoebophryaceae
Source: the annotation of a GenBank genome assembly
CUCCAACAUCAACUUGAGUAUGAAGGACAAGUAGGACAAGGAGAAGGACAAAGUAGAACUAGAACCCAACUACUUCCUCGUCACCAGGAGAACAACGACAUUACACCACUAUCAAUGAGUCCACCUUCUAUAAUUGUUCACGACGUCCAAGACCUCCUCC